AUGCUGAAAAGAACGUUAACUGUUUUAGAUCAAACAUAUGGGCCACACAAGUCGUACAAGUAUACGUACAUGCCGGAUCCACGCAAGUUGGCACCAAUAGAAACCACACAGCGAUCGGAAAUUGUUCCACAGUCCAUACGUCCUCCUACAUCUUAUGUACCAAACCACGAGACAUUUCUAGAAAGAGCUGAUAUACACCGUUUGAGGCCCACGAGUGACUUCAAGGCAUCGUUUAAGGACUGGAAUGAUUUAUUUACUUGCGACAAACGACAACUACGUGUAAGGGGAAUCCCACGGAUGACUCGAGACGCUAUUCGAACGGCUGUUCAGGCGUUUCAGAAUGGAAAUCCACCUGAGAGAUUUGAUACGAAAGAAGAGUGGUUAUACUAUAAGCAAUUCAAAACAGUUGAUUACAGUUAUCGCGUUAUACCGGAGCUUCCUGAGAAGUAUCGACCACAUCAGAGUGGUAUUGACCAGGCACCGUUGCCCGAUUAUCGGGAAAUUAACAAGAUGCCUCAGUGGGCAGAGUGCGAAGAGCGACGACAGAGUAAAAAGACAGUGUGA
Molecule: messenger RNA, 564 nt
Organism: Trypanosoma brucei brucei TREU927
Lineage: Eukaryota; Euglenozoa; Kinetoplastea; Trypanosomatida; Trypanosomatidae
Exons: 1
Coding region: 1-564 (187 amino acids)
Cellular component (GO): mitochondrion
Source: RefSeq, a predicted model, not a curated record